AUGACCAAGCCCGUGACCAAGGUCGCAAUCAUCACCGGCGGGACCAACGGCAUCGGUCUUGCCGUCGCCAGAGCCUUGUCUCAACGCCUUGACUGGCAAAUAAACAUACUCGGAACAAACGAAGAACGAGGUCGCCAAGCAGUCGCAGAGCAUUCCAACAUGACAUUCUACAGGGUAGACGUAGCGCAGUAUGGCGAUCUUGCAAAUGCGUUCGACACAGUCUACAACAAGCAUGGCCGUCUGGAUUUUGUUUUUGCCAACGCAGGCAUCUCUGGGGGGUUGGACUUCUAUACCAGACAUCCUGCGGGGGAAAUCCCCCCCGAGCCGAGUGUGAAAACAGCGGAGAUCAAUUUCAACGGCGUUAUAUACACCAGCCACUUAGCUCUCCAUUAUUUCCGCCAGUCGCCAGGAGGUGGAAAGGGGGCCAGCUUGCUCCUCACAGGCAGUUCCGGUUCAUUCUAUCCUUCCGGUAUUACGCCGAUAUACGCGGCAACCAAGCAUGGUGUCCUUGGCUUCAUGCGCUCCAUUGCCCCAUUCUUUGUGCUGGACGGUAUUCGUGUUAACGCGCUCUGUCCGGGGACAGUCCGUACUGGCAUCAUGGACGACGAAGCUUGGAAGCUGUUUCCUGAUGAACUCAUCAUACCAAUGGAAGUAGUGCUCGAUGCCACUCUCCAGAUGGUAGAUGGCGAGGACAUGGUCGAUUGCACGGGGAUCAAGAUCCCUGCAUCUGAAUUAUACGGUCGUGCAGUGGAGGUCUCUGGCGACAAUUUCUACUUCAGAGAGCAACAAGAAUGGUGUGAUGAUAAACAGAAACAGGUGAUGACGAUAACCAUGACAGGCGCUUUGUAGUUUGGAAUGGUUGUCGCCCAUGUAUGUCCCCCAUGCCUUGCUCAGGUGUUUAAGCUGUGAAAUCUUACUUCAUGCCAGG
Aspergillus wentii DTO 134E9 is the source of this 928-nucleotide messenger RNA. RefSeq lists its product as uncharacterized. The record is from RefSeq and is a predicted model, not a curated record. Gene Ontology annotation, cellular component: cytoplasm. Gene Ontology annotation, molecular function: oxidoreductase activity, acting on the CH-OH group of donors, NAD or NADP as acceptor. The transcript is spliced from 3 exons. The coding region runs from base 1 to 849 and encodes 282 amino acids. Lineage: Eukaryota; Fungi; Ascomycota; Eurotiomycetes; Eurotiales; Aspergillaceae.